ACAAGUGGAUUUUGAUUGUGACGAUGCAGAGUCUACUACUCUCUAAUCAGUCGAACCGAGUCAUUUUGCCUUCAUUCAACAUUAUAGCGCACACACACUGCCGUCACAUCUUCAGUGUCAGCAGUUGUUGCAAAUGUCGUCAGACUCCAAGUCCACCAUGUCCUGCUGGGGGCACUCAAGCGCUCAGAAGCUGAGUGAUUCAUGUAACAAAGCGGCCAACACCAGCUCCUCGGGGUCCCUGAGCCAGGCCUGCACCCCAGGGAGACAGCUUCAUCGCGAGCUCAGUGUUGUCCUCCUGCCCCUGGCCGAACUCCUUUGCUGCCCUGGCUGCGGCACCUUCCUGCAGCACCCCAUCUCCCUGCCUUGUGGUCACUGCCUGUGUCUGGCCUGCCUUGCCACUCUGCGCAAGAAAAAGGCACGCGAGCUGGCGCCCACCCCCACUGACUCUGUCUCCAUCAAUGCCACGCCUGCCCUGGUGGAGCCGUUGGCCGCAUGCCCUCGGUGCCAGGCUAGCUACCCGCUGCUGCCCGGAGCCUGGUCCUUCCCUGCCAACGUGCUGCUGGCACAGACGGCACAGAAGCUGGUGGGUGCCCACCCGGAGCUGCGUCAGCUGCAGCGGCACGUGCCCCUCCUUUGCACCCUGGGCUUUGUGUCCACCUCGUCGCCGUGCCCGCUGCCCGUGGCUGUGGGCCGGCGUCCUGCACCCUGCGAGCUCUGCUCCAAACGCCGGCCCGCCCAGAACUACUGUGCCACCUGCCGUCUCCACUACUGUGCCAAGUGCCUGCGCAAGCUCCACGGCAACCCGGCGUACAGCGCCCACACCCUGGCUGAGCCCGUCCAGGAGGAGGAACGAGAGCUGUGCCCUGUCCACCCCGAGCACUCCCUCACGCACUUCUGCCAGAGCGACGGUACCCUAGGCUGCCACGACUGCAUGGUGCAAUCUGACAGUGACCACCAUGGGCACCUGGUGGCGCCACUGAGCGAGGCACGAACCAGCUCUGAGGCCGUGCUAUGCCAGGCAUUGGAACAUGCCAGCAUGGUCCAGCAGCAGUGUGACUCUGACUGGGAGCAGAUGGAGGCUCUGGCGAUGCGUGUGUCCUCCGGCAGCGCUGAGCUUCGCCGCUCCAUCCGCAACGGCUUCCUGUCCCUGCGCAAUGCCCUGUUCGACCAGGAGGCGGCACUGCUCUCCCACCUGGACGCCCUGAGCUCCAGCACCGACGCUGUGGCCCAGGCCUUCCUGCAGCAUGCUGGCCCACUGAGGCGCUCCCUGACCGGGCUGAGGGAAAUCAGCAAACAGGCCCUCUUGGAGCCGCGGGCAUCUGUGUUUCUGCAGGGAGCCACCGGAUUGGCACGCUGGCUGAGUGCACUCAGUGCCGAGAUGCCACGGCCGGAUACCCAUCUGUUGCCCGCCGGGUACCAGCCACUCGCCGGAGCCGAGUUGCACUUUGACGAGCUCCUGCACGACCUGCAAAGCCUCAUGGGAAAGCACCUGCGCUGGAGGCCCACCGACACUGACACGGUUGUCAUGCCCACCUCCAUCGCCAAAGAGAUGAUCGGUGAGGAAGCAGGGGAGAAGGAGCCAGACGAGGAGGAGCAGGAGGAGGUUGGCAUCGGGGGGGACAUAGACGUGGAAGCGGACGUGGUGCCCAGGCCAGACACUCCCUUGCUGGGCAGUGGAGAUGAGGAGGAGUCCCUGGUGAUGGAGGAGGACCUGGGGAUGCCAGCCGGUGAUGGAGCAACAGAGACUAAAUCCCUGCUGCUGCCCAGACCCCCCAUCAUCUACCAGCACAAUGCCUACGGCACCACCAUGGAGGUGUUCUGGAUGGUUCCAAUGGGGGAGGAUGUGCACUCCUUCGACGUGCACUUCCAGGACGCCAGCAUGGGCGUGGCCAGUGGGCGGGGCGUGGUGACGGGCGGAGUCAAAGGCUGCAGCCUGCAGACUUCGGGUCUCCGCCAUGACACACAGUACCUGUUCCGGGCCCGUUCCGUUAACGAGCACGGCCACGGCGCCUGGAGCUCCACCUACCGGGUGAACACCGGCCGCUCGGAAGAGGGGGAGAAGGAGCAAAGGACCAAUCCGGCUCAGGAGGCGUAACCAUGGAAAUGGGACAUCUGUUUCACUGUCACUUCAUCUGUGACAAAAAAAUCGAGAGGUCUACUUUAUCUUUUUAAAAUGAUCACUUCUUCAAUAAAAACAGACUUGCACUAAG
Messenger RNA from Alosa alosa (allis shad), 2210 nucleotides. Its product is annotated as tripartite motif-containing protein 42-like. The record is from RefSeq and is a predicted model, not a curated record. The coding region runs from base 134 to 2095 and encodes 653 amino acids. The transcript has 7 exons. Lineage: Eukaryota; Metazoa; Chordata; Actinopteri; Clupeiformes; Clupeidae. Gene Ontology annotation, molecular function: zinc ion binding; protein binding.